AUGACCAUCAAAUUCGGCUCUUUCGACUCGGUCUGCCAGACAGCCGCCCUCGUUCCCUGCCCGCUCAUUGGCGGCGACCAAGGCAUUGAGCCAACAUGUUAUAGUCGAAAUGUGGAGAUUGGCGGCUUCUUGUUCUUCCAGCCCUCAACUUUCUUCGUACACAUUGUCGCCCUUGUCAUGACCGCAAUCAUGGUCUACCAUAUACGAGGGAAAUAUACAGCAGUGGGUCGGAAGGAAAUCCUGACUUUCUUCUACCUCUACGCCAUCAUCGAGCUCCUCGCCAUCUUCCUCGACACCAACAUCAUACCCUCAGCAAACGAGGCAUACGUCUGGUUUGCUGCAAUAUACACUGGAUUAAUAGCGGCGGCGUAUGCGUGCCUUGUAAUCAAUGGCUUCGUUGGUUUCCAAUUUGCUGAAGAUGGGACGCCCAUGUCUCUUUGGUUCAUGCGCAUCGCAUGCCUCAUCGUCUGGGGUGUCGGCUUCUUCAUAGCGAUCGCGACGUUCAAAAGCUUUGCGGGACUCACGCCUCAGAAAGGAACAGCGCUUUGGAUCGUCUACCUCCUUUGGCCGCUCAUUUGCACCGCCGUCUACGUGAUUUCGCAACUUAUACUCGUUUUCCGCACGCUUGAGGACCGCUGGCCGAUCGGUGAUAUCGUCUUCGGCGCCGGCGCAUGGGCAGUCGCACAGAUCUUGCUCUUCGCAUUCUCAGUCACCAUCUGUAACGCCAUCAAGCACUACAUCGAUGGCAUCUUCUUCUUCUCCCUCUGUAUGUUGCUCAGCGUGAUGAUGGUUUACAAGUACUGGGAUUCUAUCACUCGCGAAGAUCUCGAGUUCUCUGUUGGUUCGAAGGCAGCGGCGUGGGAAGUCAAAGACCCGCUGCUUGCCGGUCAAGAUUCGGAUCCCUACAUCGAGGACAGCUCGAGCGCGUAUCACGGAGCACCCGCGAGCCUCGUCGGCGGUGUCUCGGGCCAACAGCUUUACCAGCAGAAGGGUUAUGGACCCGGCCGCGGCUACCCGCCUCCUGGCCAAGGUUAUUAG
Messenger RNA from Peniophora sp. CBMAI 1063, 1038 nucleotides. The record is from the annotation of a GenBank genome assembly. Lineage: Eukaryota; Fungi; Basidiomycota; Agaricomycetes; Russulales; Peniophoraceae.